Messenger RNA from Brassica rapa (field mustard), 753 nucleotides. RefSeq lists its product as uncharacterized. The record is from RefSeq and is a predicted model, not a curated record. NCBI's taxonomy places the organism in Eukaryota, Viridiplantae, Streptophyta, Magnoliopsida, Brassicales, Brassicaceae.
AUGGGGAAACGGAAGUGUAACUCGAAGUAUCGUACAUCGACUCCAUCUCAUGCUGAGGAUAGCACAUCACUUCCUCGCGACAACGAUCGCAACGCUGAUCUCUCUCAAGAAGGAUCUGGUUCUUCUGAUCGCGCUGCAGCUCAUCGUCAUUCGAAUCCAGCUCCAGUUCCAUCUCGUCUCUUUGAGGUAUCGGAUUCUCCUGAUAACCUUCAUAGUCCGUACCAUCUACUGAACUCAGAUCAUCCUGGUUUAGCUUUAGUAUCGGAACAACUUGAUGGCAUGAACUAUGGAACUUGGAUUGUUGCGAUGACUACUAGUCUUGAAGCUAAGAACAAACUAGGAUUUGUUGAUGGAUCUAUUCCUAAGCCAGACACAGCUGAUCCAUAUUUCAAGAUUUGGUGUAGAAUCAACAGUAUGUUGAAAUCUUGGCUACUCAAUGGUGUCACCAAGAAGAUCUACACUAGCAUCUUAUAUUUCUCUACAGCUGCUGACAUGUGGAAAGAUCUUCACACUCGGUUUCACAAGUCCAACCUUCCCAGAUUGUACAAGCUUCGUCAUCAACUUCUAUCUUUGCAUCAGGGCACUAUGGAUCUAUCAUCCUAUCACACUCAGACGCAAACUUUUUGGGAAGAAUUGUCCAGUAUUCAAGCUCCUGCGACUACAGUUGAAGAGUUAUUGGCUCAAAGAGAAACAAAUCGUGUUAUUGACUUCCUUAUGGGGCUUAAUGAAAGCUACGAUCAUGUUCGAAGUUAA